Messenger RNA from Daldinia caldariorum, 1690 nucleotides. Its product is annotated as FAD/NAD(P)-binding domain-containing protein. NCBI's taxonomy places the organism in Eukaryota, Fungi, Ascomycota, Sordariomycetes, Xylariales, Hypoxylaceae. The record is from RefSeq and is a predicted model, not a curated record. The coding region runs from base 139 to 1353 and encodes 404 amino acids. The transcript is spliced from 3 exons. Gene Ontology annotation, molecular function: FAD binding.
UAGUUAUUUACCUGGACAGGUUAAGAGGCUCAGCAGUUUAUUAAACGAUGCUACCUUUUUGGAUAGACCUACUUCGCUGACACGAGUGUAAGUCUCGAACCAGACUCAGAGUAUAGCUUGUCCAACUUAGACAACGUAAUGGCAACCCCGAAUGUUGCAAUUAUCGGAGGCGGCCCGGCCGGCCUCACGUUGGCAAAGCUACUUCAGCGUGCAUCUAUAAGGUGCAGCGUCUUCGAAAAAGAUGUUGACCGGCACGUGAAGCACCGCGGGGGCUGCUUAGACCUCCACGCGGACUCCGGGCAGCUCGCCUUGAAAGAGGCCGGCCUGCUUGAAGAGUUCAAAAAAUUGGCAAGGCCGGAGGGUGAGACUUUGCGAAUAUUUUCACCUGAUGGUACGGUUCUCAUGGACGAGAGCAGAGGCGAACCCGGUCGUCCCGGAGAGUUCGCCGAUCGUCCAGAGAUCGAUCGCGCGCAGCUACGAGACCUGAUCCUGGACUCGCUUGAGCCUGGGACUGUGUAUUUCAACUCCAAGCUUCUCAAGAUAAACACCCAAGAAGACUCUAAGCUGACCUUGGUCUUCGCCGAUGGCCGCGAGGUGGCUGACUUUGACUUGGUCGUUGGUGCUGACGGCGCCUGGUCCAAAGUCCGACCAAGCAUCAGCGAUACGGAGCCUUUCUACUCUGGCAUCGCAGGUCUAGACUGUCGCAUCUUAGACGUAGACGCCAAGCACCCCGAGUUAUCUACGCACGUGGGACAAGGAAUGUGCCUUAAUUUGGGGUCGAACAAGGGGCUCAUGUGCCAACGAAACGGUGACGGCACCAUUCAGCUUUACGCCUUCGCCCGUGUGCCAGUAGACUGGUUCUCGGCAUCUGGGAUCGACCCCGUCCAUCCAGAUGCGCGGAGACAAGUUGUAGACACGCUUUUCCCAGAAUAUUCUAACCUGCAGAAGUCGCUAGUAUUAGACAGCGAUCCGGACACGGUGGGACGGUUGCUCUACAUGCUUCCUGUCGGUUUUCAGUGGCCACAUAACCCACGCAUCACACUUAUUGGGGAUGCGGCGCAUCUAAUGAACCCUUUCGCCGGAGUCGGCGUCAACGUAGCCAUGAAGGACUCGUUAGAACUUGCACAUGCCAUAAUUGGCGAGGACUCCGGGCAGGAUUCGCCAACAUUAACCGAGCGCCUGGCCAAGUUCGAGGUGGACAUGUGGGCGCGAGCAAAGAAGAACGCAGAAGCUACGGUGAUGUAUCAAAAUUUAUUCUUCCACGAACGCGGCGGCGUUGCUAUGGUGGAGCACUUUGCGAAGAGACGAGAAGAAGAGCAAAAGUCCAAAUCAAACGAAAUAAAAUCUAAUUGAUUUAUAUAGCAAUUUGCCUUGUACUUACCACAAUAUUUGGAGCUUAAAUGAAACAAAUAUUCCCACGUGUUUUUAAGGAUCGAUGUAUUUUCCUCUUUUUCUCCAUUGUGAACCUGUCACGUAAAGUGAGAGGGGAUCUUAGACGUAAUAUAACGGUUGAUUAGGAAGAAGUAAGAUCUAGGCUGGUAGUAUACAGGAGAUCGUUUUAUAUAUGGCUCAGCUGAUUAGUUAUGGUGGGGAUCCCUUAACUAAAGUAACUGGCCGAUGGAUGAGGCCGAGCCGAGACUUUGAAAGCUACCGAUCGGUAACUCCGAUCAACCGGGAUAGCGGACAUAAC